Odontomachus brunneus is the source of this 6793-nucleotide messenger RNA. It is a transcript of the gene Pi4KIIIalpha, whose product is annotated as phosphatidylinositol 4-kinase alpha. The record is from RefSeq and is a predicted model, not a curated record. Gene Ontology annotation, cellular component: cytoplasm; plasma membrane. The transcript has 23 exons. Bases 1 to 6381 code for a protein of 2126 amino acids. Gene Ontology annotation, molecular function: 1-phosphatidylinositol 4-kinase activity. Gene Ontology annotation, biological process: phosphatidylinositol phosphate biosynthetic process; phosphatidylinositol-mediated signaling. NCBI's taxonomy places the organism in Eukaryota, Metazoa, Arthropoda, Insecta, Hymenoptera, Formicidae.
AUGAUGGCGGACGAGAAGUUGUUCUUCUCGAAUGCUGUCCAACAAUUGGCCAGAUGUCUAGCCGCUAUCAAGCCUACGCCAUGGGAGAAAGUAGUCAAAUUGUACAAGUUAUGUCCACAAGACUCAGCUCAGGGUGUGUACCGUCUGGACCAAAGAGGCCAGGAUGCAACUAUUGCAUUAGGGAUUUAUUUUCUGGAGUCUGGCCUACAACACAGAGAUCGAAUUUUGCCCUAUCUAUUGAGAUUAUUACGUGGUCUUCCAAAAGCAGUCUGGAGGGAUGAGGUGAGAUGUUCACUUACCGAGAGAGUUCCAGUUGCGGAGCGCUUCAGCUUCUGCUUAAAUACACUAUUAAGCGAUGUGGCAGCCAGGUGCGAGCCAGCACGAGAAGAGAUCAUCUCGACACAAGUUGAGAUACUCGCAGUUCUGACCAAUCUCAUACGUGGAUACAAGGAUCAGAACAGUAAUAGAGGUUUGCAGGCAAAGAUAUCAUUAUGCAAAUGUCUGGUCCCAGUACUGAUUGGAUUGGCACGCUCGAUGGGUCGUUUCGCAUGUACGGAUCCACCGUUACUUUGUCGUAUCUUUCCACGACGGGAAACUCCGUCGCCAGCAACCAAUACGGAGAGCCGUUCAAUGCCCGACAAGAAGCAGCACAGCUUUUCAAACUUUAGGCCGAUCAUCCCGCGUUCGCUGAGCGGCAAUUUUAAUUCUUGUAUCGACAAUACGUCCCAGCUGCUGUCGGUUUACGACAACCACGACUACCAUUGCGGCAAGAGGCCGUCGUUGCAAUCUUCCCUGUCUGUACCGUACGAUCCGACGACGUACUUCUUCAGUCGCUAUGGAUCGAGUUUCAAUCAGUUCCCGCAGAUGCGCUGUAACGAGAGUCCUGAGAGAAGAGCCGGUAUGCAAUUUACCGUAGUGCACCUGCAGAGUGUGUUAGCUUUAGCCAAAAAGUUACUCACUAAGGAGAUUCUGACGUUUUUAGACGAAGAAGCGCAGCAAGUUUACAGCUCUGGUCAAGUGCAUAUCUUUCCAUAUCGUACAUUUAGUGAGACGAUGAAUUUGGUGAUGGUGGCAUUGUUACGCGAGUUGCUGCAAAAUCAACGCGACUUACCGGCUCCGUUCACAAGGGACGUGCAGGAAUUCGUCAAGGGUCUGUUUCUGUCGGGUCAAACAGAGCUGCAGUCGCGGCAGCAUGACGCGAGCGAGCGCGAAGACAUCGAUACGAAUUUCCGAACCGUGAAUCGCUUCAAAGUGAACGUCAUGGCUAACUCUGCGUGCGUUGACCUGCUGGUUUGGGCAAUCGGUGAUGAAACAGUAUCCGGAGAAUAUGAUUUGUCUGCGCUGUUUGCAGAUAUCAGUUCAAUGCUGAUCGGCAAGGGUGCGGACAGUUUGUGCGGACGUCUUGUCGAGAAAAUUAAUUCCAAUCAUGGACCCAAGUUGGUGCUUGCACACAUGCCGUUACUCAUGGUUUGUCUCGAGGGAUUGGGAAAAUUAGCGCAGAAGUUUCCCAACAUAGCAAGCACAUCGAUAUACUAUCUGCGAGAUUUUCUCGUUGUGCCGUCGCCAAUACUUCUGAAAUUACAUCAGCAGCACAGCGAACGUACCAUGAAAGAGCAUCAGUUCAAAGUACUCGUUCAAGGAAAGGAAAUCAGCGAUACGAAGCAGACGACGUCAUCGGUGCAGACAGCGUUUGAGAAACUUCGCGACGCAGCUAUUGGCAAUCUCUGCAUUGCCUUGGAAGCUGCACACUCGGUGAAUCCGGAUUGCGUGCCAGCGCUCGUAGCAAGUGUCUCCAACAGAUUAUUCACCGCGGAUAUAUGCGACAGCGAGGGCGAUGAGAAGUCGAACAGCGAAGUUAUUUCAAAGAACAUCGUGAUCAUGUUAGGUCAUGUAGCUGUUGCGCUGAAAAACACGCCGAAAACUAUGCGCACGAUCUUUCCAUUUUUCCAGCAGCUCUUCUGCCGUACUCCCAGCGACCUGGACUUUCUCAUAGUAGAUCAAUUAGGUUGCAUGAUCAUCGCCAAAUGUGAGCCAAAGAUUUAUGAGGGGAUAAUGCAAAUGUUCUCCAUGUCGUUGGGUUCGAGUACGGCUACAUACGCUGCAAAUGACGACCGCAAGCAAUAUUGUCACGUCUCCAAAGCAGUUACGAAUGCGUUGGCGAACAUAGCGGCGAAUUUGCAAGGCGAGUCUGAACUAGACGAUUUGCUGUUGCAUCUUCUAGAAUUGUUCGUGCAGUUAGGACUCGAGGGUAAACGCGCCAGCGAUAAGAUGCCAAACAGUAUCGCUGCGACGAAAGCAGCGAGCAGUGCCGGAAAUUUGGGAGUACUUAUUCCCGUCAUCGCCAUACUGGUGCGACGUCUACCGCCGAUCAGACAUCCGCAAAAGCGACUUUUGAAGUUGUUUAAGGAUUUUUGGUUGUAUUGCGUUAUAAUGGGUUUCGCUGCCGAUCAUCCGUCGAGAUUGUGGCCUUCUGAAUGGUAUGAAGGCGUCAAAGAGAUUGCCGUCAAAUCACCCUACCUCAUCUCCCAGACCAGUGCUCGCCUUGAGAUGCGAGAAUUGCAGUAUACGUCAGCGGUGCGCAACGACAGUGUCUCUUUGAAUGAAUUGCAGGAGCUGCGCAGUCAAGUAUUAAAAAUCAGUACCCGUACAAACGAUAUAUCAGCUUACGUGACUAAGCUGCAAUUUGCGCAGUGCACCUAUCUGUUGUCCGUCUACUGGUCAGAAACAUUGCGGGUGGCUAACAGUCCUGAGCCCAGUUUACAGCCGAUAAUGGAGUACUUGUGUGACACGGACCUUCAGAAAGAUAAGAGUGGUAUGUGGCAAUGCAUUUGCUGUGUAGCGGACUCGGUCUUCGCGAAGUUCAAGGAUGUGAUGCAGCGUAAACCGAAGGACGAACAACGCGAGCGGGAACUCGAGAAUCAUGCGCAGUUUCUGCUGGUGCGUUUCAAUCACGUGCACAAGCAGAUUAGACGAGUGGCCGACAAGUACCUCAGUGGUUUGGUAGACGCUUUCCCACAUCUGUUGUGGAACUGUAAAGUUCUUUGGAGUAUGUUGGAUAUAUUACAGAUUUUAUCGUAUUCUUUACAACUUGAUCCGAACGAGGAGAGUCCCAGUUUAAGGAUACCUAGCACACCGUAUAGCAUUGAACUAAUGAAUACCAUUGAAGCAAGAGAGAUUAUCGUGAAGGAUUUCACUGCGAGAUGUAAAGGCAUAGUACAGGAGGCUAUGAAAUGGGCGCCGCAAGCUACUAGAUCGCAUUUACAAGAAUACAUCAACCAAAUACCAUCUUCUGGAAUGUGGCAUCACUCUGGCUUAUCGUUGGCCAUCGAUUCAGUCCUCGAAUUUGUGGACACUGCAAUUCCCACAGUGGCACCAGCAAACACGAAUUCUUUGGAUAAAAGACCACGCGGUCCUAAAGGCGCGAGCUCAUGGCUUCUGUCAAUGAUGUCUACAAGAUCAUGGCAUGCUGGCGAAGUAGCGGGCAUGCUCGCUCUCGCGCGUACCGAGUCACCGACGACAGAGAUGUCGCUUGAAGAAAGCAGAGACAAAGUUGUCGACAGAUUGAUCGAGGCUGUUCGUCGCGCUUGUCAGGAUUGCAACGAUGCCGCUCAUCGUGGAGCUCUUUGGCGCGCUACUGCUCUGUUAAUAUCUAUGCCUGGGAUACAUAGGCGACUGUUACAUACGGUGGCAUGUUCGCAAAUAGAAUUAUUCACGACUGCGGUCAUGACCACGGCAGUUGAGUGCUGGCAGUGGAUCCUCACCGUACGGCCUGACUUGAAGUUGCGUUUCCUGCAGGAGAUGUUGCUCGCUUGGCAGUACACCGUCGAUAAGCGAAUGGGUCUGUUCGCCCCGAACGAAGAGGAGGUCAGCCCUCUCGCUGUCUACGAGGGUUGCAAGUUGGGCCCGAAUCCGCCUCACAUAAAGCCGCACGACAUCUGGGUGACGUUCGUUGUGGAGCUCAUAGAGACAGCCAAGUAUUGUUGUCAGGAGACUGUCGAUAUGAUCGCCAUGUUGUUGCACCGUUCGUUACCCAUGACCGUCGGCGCGUCGGGUGAGGAACCUGGAAUUAAUCGACACGUCGCCGCGGUCGGCGUGCGCUUCAAGCUGCUCUCAUGUGGCUUGGUGUUACUGCAGGGUGACGUUCUGCCGAGGACGUUGAGCAAGAAUGUCUUGCGAGAACGCGUGUAUUCCAAUUGCUUGGAUUACUUCUGCCGGGAACGUCAGUUGCCGACUCAAGAGAUCGACCAGCUGGGUGAGGAUAUAGUUACGCUGAUACGAUUUUGGCAGGUGAUGCAUAGCGACAAGAAGUACUUAAUGAUGACAGGAGCGGAUAACGAGUUUGAGAUAGUGACUUCCCAAAGUUGUACAACGGCGAUGAUCGUCCCUAGUGAAACGAUUGGCUCAUUAGCUCCGACGCCGAACGAGUAUUCCAAGUCGUCCAGCAACGUGUGGAUGAACACCAUGCCGAUGUCGACUAGCAGUAAUACAUUAGAUAAACGCAGCAAUCGCAGCAAACGGGUCGUAAACGCCAGUGUUUUUGUGAAAGAUUACAUAAAGAAGAGAAAUUUGAUCCUCGAAUUGUUGGCGGUUGAGAUUGAGAUGUUACUGGUUUGGCGUAAUCCCGGCGGUAGACCAGAACUCGCACUGCAAGGGGAAGGAAGUAUCGCGGACUGGCGCGCCAAAGCGAUGAAUGACCGUUGGCGUGAGUACACGCGACUUGCGUGGGAAAUCAGUCCUGUCUUGGCGAUAUUCUUGCCAGUGCGAUUAAAGAACUCCGAGGUUAUUAUCAAGGAGAUUUGCGGCUUGGUGCGCCUUAAACCCGUGCCUGUAAUGCAUGUAUCGGAAGCAUUACAGUAUCUCGUCACGACGGAUACUCUACUCAACGAUGUACCUGAAUUAGUUUAUAUGUUGAUAUGGGCAAGAGUGUCUCCGAUUCAAGCGCUGGCAUACUUUUCACGACAAUUCCCACAUCAUCCUAUCUCGGCGCAAUAUGCGGUACAAGUGUUGGACAGUUAUCCCGCCGACGCUGUACUCUUCUAUAUACCUCAAUUAGUUCAAGCCGUCCGUCACGAUACCAUGGGUUACGUCAUUGAAUUUAUCAAGAAGAUUGCUAAACGGUCGCAGGUAGUGGCGCAUCAACUGAUCUGGAAUAUGCAUACAAAUAUGUACAUGGACGAUGAGAAGCAAGUCCGAGAUCCCCUAUUGUACGACAUUCUGGAUUCAUUGUCGAAAAAUAUUCUGAAUGCACUGUCCGGCCCGGCGAAACAGUUUUACGAUAGGGAAUUCGAUUUCUUUGACAAGAUCACCAAUAUCUCAGGUGAAAUCCGACCGUAUCCCAAAGGGCCGGAACGCAAGGCUGCAUGCUUGGAAGCUUUGGCGAGAGUGAAAGUACAGCCCGGUUGUUAUUUACCGUCGAACCCUGAGGCAAUGGUCAUCGACAUAGAUUACAAGAGCGGUACACCCAUGCAGAGCGCUGCUAAGGCGCCUUUCCUAGCACGCUUCAAGGUGCAAAGAUACGGCAUAAACGAACUGGAGAAUAUCGCGCUAGCGGUGUCUACCAACGGAAAGGUUGAAAGCAAGAGGGAAGCAGACGAACAGACUUGGCAGGCUGCUAUCUUUAAGGUCGGCGACGAUGUCAGACAAGAUAUGCUAGCUCUGCAAGUGAUCAGCAUUUUCAAGAACGUUUUCCAAAAGGUCGGACUAAAUCUGUUCCUGUUUCCAUAUAGAGUUGUGGCCACAGCACCUGGGUGCGGCGUGAUAGAGUGUGUACCACACGCGACAUCAAGAGAUCAGCUCGGCCGUACUACCGACAGUGAUAUGUACCAGUAUUUCAUCACGCAACACGGUGACGAGACGACAAAAGAAUUCCAGAACGUGCGCCGCAACUUCGUGAAGUCUAUGGCGGCGUACAGUGUUAUUACUUACCUGCUACAAAUCAAGGAUCGCCAUAAUGGAAAUAUCAUGAUUGACACGCAGGGUCAUAUCAUACAUAUCGAUUUCGGCUUCAUGUUUGAAAGCUCGCCCGGUGGUAACCUGGGAUUCGAGCCGGACAUCAAACUGACUGACGAGAUGGUGCUUGUAAUGGGCGGUAAGAUGGAAGCCGCACCGUUUCGCUGGUUCAUGGAAUUGUGUGUGCAAGCUUUCCUCGCAGUCAGGCCGUAUCAAGAAGCAAUUAUUUCACUCGUCUCUCUGAUGCUUGACACAGGAUUGCCGUGCUUCCGCGGGCAAACCAUUAAACUUCUACGCAGUCGUUUCGUGCCGACUGCUACUGAUCGGGACGCGGCGAUCUUCAUGAUCAAUGUAAUACGUAACAGCUACCUCAAUUUCCGUACGAAAACUUACGACAUGAUACAGUAUUAUCAGAAUCAAAUCCCAUAUUAAACUGUUACCGGAGAGUCUACUUUCCCUUCCUAAUGACCAGUCCAUCCGCCUUCUCCUCUCCUCUUCCUCGUAAUCGUUAUUUGGUGAUGCGAAAGACGCUGCGAUUAUUGUUGUAGAUUGGAUACGCGUACGGGUACCGCAUUGUUAGAUAUCGCAGCGAAUAUACUGCUUCACUCUGUGAAUCUCUGUACAAAUGCGUUGGUGUUAAUACUAUUUUUAGCUCCACGUAUAUUUUACGAAAGCGUUUCGCUCUGUAUGUAUGUAAUAAUGUAUUAUAUUUAUCUACGAAAUUACUUAUAUAUACAUAUACAUACAAAGUGCCUGCCUUAUGCAGCACAUCUGUAUAUGAACACAUUCCUGUUUACUAACUUAUGCGCUGUUAAUGGUUAAAGAUUAAAUUAAAUUACUUUAA